UUUAAAACCCCAAAUCCCUCGUCACGUUUCACAGCCCAAAACUUACUCUCAUCUUCUCAAGAAACAAACAAGUCAUCACUUAAACCCACUCAAACGCAAAUGGCACGUACCAAGCAAACUGCUAGAAAAUCAACGGGAGGCAAGGCGCCGAGGAAGCAGUUAGCCACAAAAGCGGCGCGAAAAUCAGCUCCGGCAACCGGUGGAGUCAAGAAGCCGCAUAGGUUCAGGCCAGGAACUGUGGCGUUACGUGAAAUCCGGAAGUAUCAGAAGAGCACGGAACUUUUGAUCAGGAAACUCCCAUUUCAGAGGUUGGUAAGAGAAAUCGCCCAGGAUUUCAAAACAGAUCUGAGGUUCCAAAGCAGCGCUGUCGCUGCUCUCCAGGAGGCAGCCGAAGCUUACUUGGUUGGACUUUUUGAAGACACCAAUCUUUGUGCUAUUCACGCUAAAAGGGUUACUAUAAUGCCUAAGGACGUCCAACUUGCUCGUCGCAUUAGGGGUGAGAGAGCUUAGAGUUAUUUAAGAUUUAUUGUACUAAUUAGAUUUCCAUGAAUUUGUUGUAGGAUUUAAUAUCCAAAACGUGGAGAUGUAAAGGCUUUCCUUGGUAAAAGUAAUGCUAUUAUGGCAAUUUCAGUACUA
Molecule: messenger RNA, 636 nt
Organism: Gossypium arboreum
Lineage: Eukaryota; Viridiplantae; Streptophyta; Magnoliopsida; Malvales; Malvaceae
Product: histone H3.2-like
Exons: 1
Coding region: 100-510 (136 amino acids)
Cellular component (GO): nucleosome
Molecular function (GO): DNA binding; structural constituent of chromatin; protein heterodimerization activity
Source: RefSeq, a predicted model, not a curated record